Microplitis demolitor is the source of this 1080-nucleotide messenger RNA. RefSeq lists its product as uncharacterized. The transcript has a single exon. Bases 1 to 1080 code for a protein of 359 amino acids. Gene Ontology annotation, molecular function: nucleic acid binding. The record is from RefSeq and is a predicted model, not a curated record. Lineage: Eukaryota; Metazoa; Arthropoda; Insecta; Hymenoptera; Braconidae. Gene Ontology annotation, biological process: DNA integration.
AUGGGACAACUUCCUACCACUAGAGUGACACCUGCUCGAGCCUUUCUGCACCCUGGGUUGGACUACAUUGGACCUGUCACUCUAAAAACAUUUCAAGGUCGUGGAGCGAAAAGUUUCAAGGGGUGGAUUGCAGUUUUCGUUUGCUUCACGACUUCCGCUAUUCAUCUGAAAAUUGUCACGGACUAUUUGACUGGCGCAUUCAUCGCAGCGUAUCGGAGAUUCGUAAGUCGCCGGGGCAUCUGUCACACCAUCUACUCGGAUUGUGGUACAAAUUUCGUGGGUGCAGAUGAAACUCUACGGGCGGAAUUCACUGCAGGAUCACAAUCGCUUGGUGAACUUUCUCAUCUUCAGGCUACUGAUAACACUCAGUGGAAGUUCAACCCGUCGGGAGCUCCGAACUUUGGAGGAAAGUGGGAAGCUGCCAUUAAGUCUAUUAAGUUCCAUUUUGCAAGAACUAUCGGAUAUCAUUUAAUGACUUACGAGCAGCUCGCUACCGUUUUAACACAGAUCGAGGCUGCGUUAAAUUCUCGUCCGCUUGCGCCGCUAUCAGAAGAUCCACCCGAUCUGGAAGCUCUAAUUCCAGGUCACUUCCUCAUUGAAGAGCCGCUCACUGCUAUACUGGAACCGACACUACCUCUCCCAACGGAAUCAAUCCUCAAGGGCUACAAACUGCAAAAGCAACUGAUACAGCAGUUUUGGAGGCGUUGGAGCGCAGAAAUGCUUCAACGUCAUCAAGGGAUAAGUAAGUGGCAUCACUCUACCAACGAACGAAGAGUUGGGACGAUGGAACUCCUCACGGACGAACGGUUCUCUCCGACCAAAUGGCAACUCGCUAGAAUUCUCGCAAUCCAUUCAAGGAGGGACGGACAUACCCGCGUUGUCACCCUCAGGACGGCUACUACGGAACUUCUACGACCAAUCAGCAAACUGUGUGUGCUACCAGUGCACACAGCGGACACAACUCUUGACGACGCUGUCGUCAACGUCGAGGAGAAUGUUCAGUCAAGGCAUUCAAAAAUUCACAAGCAAGAAGCUCGAGAACGGCGUCUUUUUUGUUUUUCUAUGCUAAUAUCUAUAUAG